AUGUUACCUGGAAAACGUACUGGAGCCGCGAAAGGCUCUCGACACAACAAAAAGUACUGGAGAAAGGGAACAAACAUCGAGGACAUCGAAGAUGCCAUACGUAAGUAAAUUUUUAUUCCUUUCUAGCGGAAACUCUGUAUCAAAGCAAGUACCAAAGCACUUGUAUCGUGAAAAAACCUUUAAACAUUCCAGAAAUACUAUUUAUUCUGUUAAAAAUAAUAAUAAUUUUCGCUGUUUUCAGACAGCACUGCCCGACAAAAGGAGACUGGAGGAGUUAUCUCUGAAAUGAAAGAUGAAGAUGUAUUCGUCAUCGAUCGAACGGCGACGGAGCAUAAGACGGAGCAGCCAAAACUGACGAAAAAGCAGCAGGCGGCUCUCGACAAGAUUACAAAGAACAUCACUGUGGAGAAGACAUCGCUGCCUGCCGCGAAGGGUCCGCUCAAAAAGCCGGCCAAGUUGCCACGUGGAAAUGCAAUUCUGAAGUUGAAAGCGGGCGGUGUCACCAAGAAAGUUGUCAAAAAAGGAGAAAAGUUUGAUGUCUGGGAGAAGGAUCUGACUCCGAAAGUCGAUCUGAAGGUGGAAGCCGCUGCAGAGCAUUACCUGAAGGUAAUACAAUUUUUUAAUUAAAAAAAAUCCAAUUUAUCUGCAGAUUGUCAAAAAAAAGCAGCCGAAGGCGCCGGGCAAGUCUAUCACCACUCUUUUGCCGGCUGUUGAGGUGGCCAAAGAUGGCGCUUCGUACAAUCCGGACGCCGACGAAUACAUGAAUUAUGUGAGCGGAAUUGCGGCCGACGAGCAGAUGCUUAUCGAUCGAGAGGCAAAAAUCAAGAGAGGAAUCGAGCCACAAUGGGAGAAGAAGACGACGGAACACGAGCGAUUCUUGGAGGCGGCUGAAGGAUUGAAAAUCCAUCCGAAAUAUGGAAAAGAUGACGAAGAGGAAGAGGAGAAGACGGAGGAGAAAGAGGAUGGAGGCACUUCUGGGCCAGUCGCUUGCGAAAGACUGACGAAGGAGCAAAAGAAGAAAAAGGCUAAGGCCGCAGGACUGGAGAAGGAGGAGAAGAGACGUCUGGAGGAGAAAGCCAGAGAGCAGGACUCGCACAAUGUCUACCGGUUAGAUUUUCUCUGUUCCAUUCAAAAUGUAGUUCAGCAAUUUGCUUGUACUCGUUUUCUGGGCUAAGUGUUACGAUUUUUUAAAGAGUUUGAAUUAUAGCACAAAACAAAUCCACCGUGAGCUCGACGAAGAGGAGAAGCAAAUUCACGAAGAGGCGGAGACUCGCAAACGCACAAAGCUUGUAAAGAAGCUCACGAAGAGACAAAAGCUCGGACGUGGUAAAUUCGAGGACGCCGAGGAUCCGUUCCUGCUGCAGGAAGAGCUGACCGGAAAUCUGCGACAGAUCAAACCGCAAGGACACGUCCUCGACGAUCGAAUGAAGAGCUUGCAGAGAAGAAAUAUGCUGCCGAUCGGAGGAGACAAGGAGAAGAAGCUGAAAAGAAGUCUCAAGAGAAAGAUUGUCGAGAAGAGAUCGGUGAAGGCGGUGGUGAAGGGCAGCCGAGUCAUUUAA
Messenger RNA from Caenorhabditis sp. 36 PRJEB53466, 1559 nucleotides. The record is from the annotation of a GenBank genome assembly. NCBI's taxonomy places the organism in Eukaryota, Metazoa, Nematoda, Chromadorea, Rhabditida, Rhabditidae.